AUGUGGUUGAGUACCGAGUCAGCUAACAGCCGUCUGCAUUUUUGCGGAAGUUUUUAUGUGCAUCCCUUGUUUUAGAUGUGCUUGUUACUGUAUGUACGAGGAUGGUGAAUGUCAGCUACCGCUCUGCGAUUUGAUGUCACAAAAGUGUGGAGAGAUAUGUUCUGAAGUCUUAUCAAGACCUUCGACUUUGUACCCUCCGUCCUGUUAUACGGCAGUGACUUCUUCCUCAGGGAAAACUUAUUUCUGACGAAGUCCGAGCAUACCUCAUUUCGCGGACAGGAAUUGGUACAUUACUCCGACAACCAUUCUUGAUGCUUUAAGGACCCUGGCACAAGAGCUGGGACAAGUCCUCAGAAUCCGCUGGGGUCAGAUAGAAGGCGCGUGCGGGCAGCGAGUGAAUCUCUUGGAGAUCUUGAGUUGGCGCAUCAAAAUGAAAGACAGUACCGUCUAUGGUUUCAUUUUUGCAUAAUCUACCUUCUCAGUUUUCACAGCAACCAUCCGGUGACUCACAAACGAUGCUGUGUGAAGACCCUUUCCAAACGGAUCCAAGCUCAUUGCAGCAAAUCGGCGGAAAGAGCACGUGAGACCCCUUAUCCCUACGAUCAAUUUUCACAAAAUGGCUAUCCGAGGGCAUUCAUAAGUCGCUGUCUAUGCGGUCGCCCCCAGAGGACCCAAACGUCAAAGCUGCCAACGAUACGUCAUUCUCUGCCAUACAUCAAGGGCAUCUCAGACACAACCGAGCGCAGUGCUGUGGAGCUAGGUGUUGGAAUUGCACACCGCCCCAAGGCCCACCGUGCGCAGUAGAGUCAUGAAAAUUAAAGACCGUUUAAGGCCCGAGGAGCAGUCUGAGGUAGUGUAUCUCAUCCCGUGCCUAAACUGUCCUUGUAAUUACGCAGGCCAGACUGAACGCAUACUGAGAUCGCGCAUACACGAACAAAAGCUGGCUGUGCGAUGAGGCAACGUAUUAACACAAGUGGCCGCCUACCCCUACGAAAUAGUUCUUUAAUUUAACUUCACGGCCGCCGAAGUAGUCGCCCACGUCGGAAACAAAACAGGCCGAGAAUUGAUUGAAGCCUGGACCUCGGAUGAGAACUCAGCCAAUCUAUUUAUCGAUUUGGCGCUGGCGUACAGAGCCCUGCGCAGUCACAUCCAGUCUUGCGCCAUCGGUCGACGAUUGGCUUCCACGCCCUAUGACUGUCGCUUGUUCUGUUGCUGCUACUAUCUCGGACGAUGGACUCCUUCACGAGUUCAAAAGUUCAGGGCGAUAAACAAAAUGUCCGGUGCUCGACCACCCUUCUCCGUCACCAAUAAUUUAUCGUUCACGGAACUGGGAAGUGUGCUCAUUCUUGCAGCCCAUGUCGUAUGUCUUACUGCAUGCCGAUGCAAUAUUUUUUGAACGGUCCUUUAUUUAUUUAAAUACAUAACUUCCGUCCAAAGUACCAUUUUACAGUCAAUUAGUCCUUGAUUUUCGGCUUCGCUUGUCAUGCCAAAAGUCUACUUUAGGUACCCCAAUGCCCGCGUUAUUACGCACGCGAUUACUUUGGGUUGUUCUCAUUGGAGCUUCCUUCCUCGUCCUCCAGCUUGUUUAUCUCAAUUAUUUCUACAAUAUUGACAGAACUGGUGAAUAUUCAAUGCGACAUCAGCGCUCCGGACUCGGAGGAAUAAACAUUCCGGUAAUCCACACCUUUUAAUGACUUUGUAGAAGACUGCACGACUGCCUGAUGUUCCACCGGUGGGAGCGUCGUUCCCUCUUGAUAAGCCAGUUUUUCCGAAAGUCAUUCCUGUAAUCGUUCUUGCAUGUAACCGACCGACGGUGAGGCGUACACUAGAUAACUUGUUGGCACAUCUUCGGACGCAUUAUAGAGGUCCCAUCCAAUUUCCUGUCUACGUCUCAGCUGGCUGUGA
This is a messenger RNA of Spirometra erinaceieuropaei, 1905 nucleotides long. Lineage: Eukaryota; Metazoa; Platyhelminthes; Cestoda; Diphyllobothriidea; Diphyllobothriidae. The record is from the annotation of a GenBank genome assembly.